This is a messenger RNA of Trametes versicolor FP-101664 SS1, 850 nucleotides long. Its product is annotated as ubiquitin-conjugating enzyme. The coding region runs from base 30 to 569 and encodes 179 amino acids. Gene Ontology annotation, molecular function: ubiquitin conjugating enzyme activity. NCBI's taxonomy places the organism in Eukaryota, Fungi, Basidiomycota, Agaricomycetes, Polyporales, Polyporaceae. The record is from RefSeq and is a predicted model, not a curated record. Gene Ontology annotation, biological process: proteasome-mediated ubiquitin-dependent protein catabolic process; protein polyubiquitination. The transcript is spliced from 8 exons.
CCCCCUUGCCUGUUGUUUCGCACGACACGAUGACUUCGAGGACAGGGACGCCAGGCAAUGUCGCGUCCAACACGCUACUUCUCCGCCGCCAGCUGACGGAGCUCACCAAGCAUCCGGUCGAAGGCUUCUCAGCAGGUCUUGUGGACGAUAACAACCUGUAUGAGUGGGAGGUCAUGAUCAUCGGUCCCCCUGAUACGAUGUAUGAGGGCGGUUUCUUCAAGGCGCGCCUGUCCUUCCCGGAGGAUUUCCCUCUAAACCCUCCGAAGAUGCGGUUCAUCACACCGAUGUGGCAUCCGAACAUCUACCCCGAUGGCGUGGUGUGCAUUUCUAUCCUCCACCCUCCAGGUGAAGACCAGUACGGAUACGAGGACUCGGGCGAACGGUGGCUGCCCGUACACACAAUCGAAUCGAUCCUUUUGAGUGUCAUAUCUCUACUGUCGUCUGACACGCCGAACCUGGACAGUCCUGCCAAUGUCGACGCUGCCAAAGAAGUGCGAAAUGAUAUCGACGGAUACAGGAAGAAGGUCCGACGCUUAGUGAGGCGCAGUGCCGAAGAGGCCUAUGACUAGCCCCUCGGGAUUCACCUCCGCGACUUCCAUUCCACUCCCAAUCCCCGCCCGCUCGUCCGCGAACAUUCUGUGUUGUUAGCCGCUGCUCCGCCACGCAUUCACGUCUUCUGGGUUCACCGCUGUAUAGUGCUUUGUGGUCCGUCCGCACCCCGCGUUUCCAGCAUUCUCAACACGCUCUAUACACCUUUCCAUCCACUCCCCCCGCUUCCUCUCGCUACGGGUGGCUGGCGCUUGCACUCGCGUGUCGGCCGCCCCCAGACUGUUUCCAUAAUGACGCGCCC